Molecule: messenger RNA, 3342 nt
Organism: Mauremys mutica (yellowpond turtle)
Lineage: Eukaryota; Metazoa; Chordata; Testudines; Geoemydidae
Gene: RANBP9
Product: RAN binding protein 9
Exons: 14
Coding region: 315-2351 (678 amino acids)
Biological process (GO): cytoskeleton organization; cell surface receptor signaling pathway
Cellular component (GO): cytoplasm
Molecular function (GO): protein binding
Source: RefSeq, a predicted model, not a curated record
GGGACGUUCCACCGCAGCAGCAGCGUCUGGCGCCGGCCUGGGGACCAGCCGCGGCGUCUCGCGCUCUCACCCUCUCGCCUCUGUCUUGCGCAGCGGCCCGAGCUCGAGCCCCCCGCGCGCGCCCCCUCCCCACUAGCCCCAGGUCUGUAACCGCCGCCGUCUUCCUCGCCCCUCCCCCCCUACUCCGGUUCCGGGCCGCCCGUCUAAACCGCCCCCCCCUUGCUCCGCAGUGCCCGGGCCUGCCCGCCGCGCCCGCCCCGGAGACCGUCCGCAGACAGCCGCCGCCGCCGCAGCAGGAGGUGGCGGAGGCCGGGAUGUCCGGGCAGCAGCAGCAGCAGCAGCUUCCGUUGGCGGCGGCGGCUCCCCAGGCCUCGGGGAUCGCCGCCCCCGCCGCUAGCGCCGGCCCAGCUCCGGCCUCGGCCCCGGGGGCCGCGCUGCUGCUCCACCCGCCUCCCCCGCCGCCACCGGCCACCGCGGCCCCGCCGCCUCCCCCGCCCCCGCCUGCCGCCGGGCCCCUGCCCGCCCUGGGCCUGCCGGCGGGGAGCAGCGCCCCGGCCGCCUUCCCGCACGGGGACCCGGCCCUUAACGAGCAGGAGAAGGAGCUGAAGCGGCGGCUGAAGCGGCUCUACCCGGCCGUGGACGAACAGGAAACCCCGCUGCCCCGCUCCUGGAGCCCGAAGGACAAAUUCAGCUACAUCGGCCUCUCGCAGAACAACCUGCGGGUGCACUACAAAGGCCAUGGCAAAACUCCAAAGGAUGCUGCUUCAGUUCGAGCCACACACCCUAUACCUGCAGCCUGUGGAAUAUACUAUUUUGAAGUUAAAAUUGUCAGUAAAGGAAGAGAUGGUUACAUGGGAAUUGGGCUUUCUGCUCAAGGUGUAAAUAUGAACAGACUACCAGGUUGGGAUAAACAUUCAUAUGGUUACCAUGGAGAUGAUGGACAUUCAUUUUGUUCCUCUGGAACUGGACAACCCUAUGGCCCAACAUUUACAACUGGUGAUGUCAUUGGUUGUUGUGUAAACCUUAUCAACAAUACCUGCUUCUACACAAAGAACGGACAUAGUUUGGGUAUUGCUUUUACGGAUCUACCGCCAAACUUGUACCCUACAGUAGGGCUUCAAACACCAGGAGAAGUGGUAGAUGCUAACUUUGGGCAGCAUCCAUUUGUGUUUGACAUUGAAGACUAUAUGCGAGAAUGGAGAACCAAAAUUCAGGCUCAGAUCGACAGAUUUCCUAUAGGAGAUCGGGAAGGAGAAUGGCAGACAAUGAUUCAAAAAAUGGUUUCAUCUUAUUUAGUUCAUCAUGGGUACUGUGCAACAGCAGAGGCUUUUGCCAGAUCUACAGACCAGACUGUACUAGAAGAAUUAGCCUCCAUUAAAAAUAGACAAAGAAUUCAAAAAUUGGUUUUAGCAGGAAGAAUGGGAGAAGCCAUUGAAACAACACAACAGUUGUAUCCAAGUUUACUAGAAAGAAAUCCUAAUCUCUUAUUUGCAUUAAAGGUGCGCCAGUUUAUAGAAAUGGUGAAUGGUACAGACAGUGAAGUGCGGUGUCUGGGCGGCCAUAGUCCAAAAUCACAAGAUAGUUACCCUGUAAGCCCUCGAUCAUUUAGUAGUCCUAGCAUGAGCCCCAGCCAUGGAAUGAAUAUUCACAGUUUAGCAGUGAGCAAAGGAAGCAGCACACACUUUUCUGGUUUUGAAAGUAGUUGCAGUAAUGGAGUAAUAUCAAACAAAGCACAUCAGUCUUACUGUCAUAUUAAACACCAAUCCACAAGUUUGAAUGUACCUGAACUCAACAAUAUAAAUGUAUCAAGAUCACAGCAAGUUAACAGCUACACCAGUGAUGUAGACAUGGAAACAGAUCACUACUCCAAUGGAGUUGCAGAGACUUCAUCCAAUGGCUUCCUAAAUGGUAGUUCUAAACAUGAUCACGAAAUGGAAGAAUGUGACACAGAAAUGGAAGUUGACUCAAGUCAGUUAAGACGUCAACUAUGUGGAGGUAGCCAAGCAGCCAUUGAAAGAAUGAUCCAUUUUGGAAGAGAAUUGCAGGCAAUGAGUGAACAGCUAAGGAGAGAAUGUGGCAAAAACACAACAAAUAAGAAAAUGCUGAAGGAUGCAUUCAGUUUACUUGCAUAUUCGGAUCCUUGGAGCAGUCCAGUUGGAAACCAGCUUGAUCCAAUACAGAGAGAACCUGUGUGCUCUGUACUUAAUAGUGCAAUACUUGAGACCCACAAUCUGCCAAAGCAGCCACCACUUGCCCUAGCAAUGGGACAGGCUUCACAGUGUCUAGGAUUGAUGGCGCGUUCGGGAAUUGGGUCGUGUGCAUUUGCCACAGUGGAAGACUAUCUACACUAGCUAUGCAUUUGAAGAUCUCAAGUAUGUAUUGUGGCAUAUUCAACAUGGAGGUAGAUCAGCUCUGCUGACUGGAAUUUGGAUCUUUUAAUUAUGUACUAAGGACAGGUCUGUCGCUUUAUGUUGCUUCCUAGUUUACAGCAUGAUGCAAAUGAUUUUCUAACUUAGUGUUAGGAGAAAUUUUCCAUCUUUAACCUCUUAGACAACUAAGAGUUAAAAGUAUCACUGAUAAUGUCAGACAUCCAAAUUGACAAUUACAAAUUCUUUAAAUGAUUGUUCAAAACAAACCAAAAAUCCUACCACUUUGAGGUGGGGCAGAAGAAUAGAAAAUGUUGUGGAUGUGUUAGCAUGUGGGUGAUGUAAACUUCAAGCAGGAUGACUUGCCAACCUCCACCCUCAUUAUUACAUAGUUCAAUCAGUGUAACUUGCAAAAUGCAUAAACACCUGACAGUUUGGAUAUAUAGUGUUGAUGGGAAGAAAUAUUUUUUAACGUGUACUGUAAAACUUGAAAUACUCAGGAGCUGAGUGAAUAUGUUUGUUGCUACUUACAAUCCCUACCUGUUGAUCUUAGUAGUUUUUGUUUUAACAUGGUCUUUUCAACUUUCUUUAACUACAGACAACUUCUGUUAUAGACUCACCAGUUUAACUGUUGUAUAAUAACAGUAUUACAUGUCACAGUGUGGUUACGACCUCUAUUUAUAUAAAAACCAAAUAUUAGUCAAUUUACAGUCUUAAUUUAAUCUUUGUACACCUUGCAUUUUUAAAAGUGCUUAAAUGAGUACUAUAUUGCAAUAAAAUGUAGUGAUAUAAUUAACCAGCCAUUAAAAACUUACUUCUACAGGUAUUAGAAGCAUGGAUUUGUAUGCUACACUGAUUCUACUUUCUGUUCUAGCUUUUGAAACUGAUGUGAAUUGAUCACUUUAAUUAUGUACAGGGCAGAAGCAUCAAGUAAUUGUAGAAAGUUAAAAUAGCUUAAAAGCUGCUUUCUCAUGAG